Molecule: messenger RNA, 630 nt
Organism: Salvia hispanica
Lineage: Eukaryota; Viridiplantae; Streptophyta; Magnoliopsida; Lamiales; Lamiaceae
Source: RefSeq, a predicted model, not a curated record
GAAUCGGAGAUCUAAAUAGGGCUUACUCGAACCCACUUAGCUAACUCUAUUGACAUUUGGGCACAAAAGGCAAUGAGUUUUGUUGUGGCGAAACUGCGGAACGCGAAUAAUUUCUCCAAGUUUUACUCUCAAUCUGCCGCCAGAUGCCGCCCCAAGAAAACGAAAACCCCCACACCACCGCCUGUCGAGAGCAGCGUUCGAACCCCUGGUGGUCCCCUCAAGUAUGCUGGCCUCAUCGCAAUUGCUAAGAAACACAAAACAAACUUCGUGAAGUUGGCUAUUAUGACCGGAGUCCUGCUGACAAGCUUACGAUCUAUGGGCCAGAAGUACCGCAUUUACGUGCUCACAGAGGAUGCUGUCGCCCUCAAAGAAGAGCAGGAGAGCAUCACUGCGCGCAUGAAUCACAUUAAGGAGAGCCUAUGUGCUGAGGCUGCUGCCGAGCCCACAGGAGCUCUUGAAGCUAGGCUUCGCCUCCUCCUCGGGGACGAAUGAUGCCCCCAUUCCUUCUUAUCCUUGUGGGAAACGUAGUUGCAAUGAGGAUUUUGAACUGAGAUUACAUAUCUUUAUUGCCUUCUUCUUUUGUUGGAUUUGAUGGUAAGUUUAUGAAAGGUUUGAAAAGCUUAAAAUUGA